This is a messenger RNA of Puccinia graminis f. sp. tritici CRL 75-36-700-3, 981 nucleotides long. RefSeq lists its product as uncharacterized. Bases 1 to 981 code for a protein of 326 amino acids. NCBI's taxonomy places the organism in Eukaryota, Fungi, Basidiomycota, Pucciniomycetes, Pucciniales, Pucciniaceae. The transcript has 4 exons. The record is from RefSeq and is a predicted model, not a curated record.
AUGGAGGAAAAGGCGGGAGUUGGAAGCAGAGAAGGCAGUGGUGGCGGUGGUAAUGGAGGAGGAGGAGGUGGUGGUGGUGGUGGUGGUGGUGGUGAUGGUGAUGGAGGAGGUGGUGGUGGUGAUGGUGAUGGAGGAGGUGGUGGUGGUGGUGGAGGCGGAGGUGGAGGUGGAGGUGGUGGUGGUGGUGGUGGUGGUGGAGGAGGAGGGGGAAGUGGAAGGGAGGAUGAUGAGAAUUCUUCACCGGACGAUUAUGCGGCUGAUUCAAGAUCCAGGCGAAACAAAGGCCUGCGAAAGAAGCAAUCAACUUCAGCAAAGAAGCAGACCCAAAAAGAACAUAUGAAGGAGCUCCGUGGAACGUUACCAGAGGGAUCUGAACCUUUGAAGACUAUUGUUCAUAAACAUACCCGGCUACUCCUUGGCGUUGAAGGGACUGAUCUCAAAACAUUACCUUUGCAACCAAAUGUCGAUGAACGAGAUCUUGCUGUUCAGAGAGGGAAAAACCUUGGAUUCAAUCAACCCCAUCCAACUGCACCAGCCAGUUCGAGCAAUCAUACCCAUGCUUACAAGAGCUGGCUUCAAACUCAGUUACGAGAUCUUGGUCUGACACGAUUCACGUUUGACUGGGAAAGUUCCUGGAAACACCCGUUCAACCAGCUUAUGGACCUAAUCUUUUAUCGAACGCUCCACAUGGCCCUUCACUCUGGAGAAUAUAACAAUCACCCUUGGUCACCCACUCAUGAGACACACGCCAUCAUAUCAGCCUUUCUCGAAAGAUAUUUUUGUCAUCUUCAGACGCAGUGGAAGUUGCUCCAAAAAAAUGGUGAAAAUGCAUUGGAUGCACAGAAGGCCCGGAACCGAGCUUUGAAGAUGCGUGCAAGAAUUUGUGAAAGAAGACAGCAGUGGUGUGAUGAAAAUGGCUAUCCAGAACUAGCAGCUCAGUUUAACGACCCAGCAGAAAUUGAAGUUAAAUUGGAGGUCUGA